Messenger RNA from Loa loa (African eye worm), 1875 nucleotides. RefSeq lists its product as hypothetical. Lineage: Eukaryota; Metazoa; Nematoda; Chromadorea; Rhabditida; Onchocercidae. The coding region runs from base 687 to 1178 and encodes 163 amino acids. The record is from RefSeq and is a predicted model, not a curated record. The transcript is spliced from 5 exons.
ACAAGCUUGAUUGUGUUUAAAAUAGGGACAGUUACUGUUUGAUCGUCUUUUUUUUUUUCUUUUUUACCUGAAGAAUGGAAUCAGCUUUGAAGUAAGCUUGUAGUUCGUAACAGUUACCAGAGACAUGUUUUAAAAAUCGCCUUUUUUUAAGGUUGUGACCAAUUCCGCGGAAGUUCAAAAACGAGCAAACUCAAAGUUGUACCUGUCAUUAGUCUUCGGAGUACUUCUUUGUUUCAGCGGUUAUUAUGGAACAGACUCAAUCUUCUAUGAAACCGGAAGGUCUUUGUACAAAGCAGCGAUAGAAUAGCAUCGGGAAUGAAGCAGAAAGAUGGUUUAUUGCUUGAUUCGGAUGAUUCCGACAUACCCGAUCUUGAUUUACCUACUGCAAGUGUUCGAAAAGGAAGACCAAAGUUAUUCUCAAAAGCACGGCAAAAUGCAGAGACAGUAAUCGUGAGACAGCAAAGCUGUAGCGUGCAAAUUGCUCUGAUAUUGCUACUCUUCGCUGUAGUUAUCUCUAUUGCUUUUCUAGGCUACUUCACUUCAUAUAUUUCGUCGCAGCUGGAACAACUGCGCAGUACUUUCAUUAAAAUUACCAUGAUUUCUACAUUUUUAUCCUUCCAUUCAUUUUUUCGAGUUUUGAUCACUUCACUUCAUCGGUCUAAAAGAAAGGACGGGAUGAGUAAUCCAUGAUCAACUUUUCAUUAGCUACGACUCGCAUUCGAAACAACCUCAUUAUAGAUGAUCCAAGACAUGAGGUUGUGACUCGAGAAUUGGAAAUAAUUAAAUGUGAAAUGAACAGAAUUAAGUUAGAUAUCGACAUACUACGUUUGAUGGCCUCAUCGCCAGGCACACCUACCUGGAACACACCCUCAUUGCUAUACACUCGAUUGGAGCAUAUCGAAUCACAAAUUAGUGGUAUCGCUGACAAAGUGCAGGAAAGGCUCAACAAUCAUUUGGAAAAUGAUACUCUCAACAUGAUAUCGGAAAGGGUUAAUGCGGUAGCGGAUGCUUGCAUUCAAGGAUGUGGAGCUGUGUCGAAGCUGGUAGUAUUUAACAAUGGGACGCGAUAUACCUUAGACUCAACCGGCGACAAACUGAAAAAGAAGCGUUCUAAGAUACCUCAGUGGUCUUUCACUCGUGACACUCCUGUCAUAUUCACUAGAGCCAAACAUGUAUAGUUUAUGUCCUGCAUGUAUUUGUGUUUUGAGGUAUUUGUUGUGAUAUUUUCUAGAUCACUCAUUCAUCAAGGACUAUUGACAUCAGACAGUGCUGUAGGUAACAUAAAUUUGCAUCCUUCAGAUGCUGACAAACGAAGAAUCUUCUACAAGCAAAGGGAGAAGGAGAGGAGAGUAGAAGGAAAACGGAAAAAGAAAAAAUCAAUAAGUUAUAUUUGUAAUAUAUGUCUAUAAUGAGUCAAAUUGUUCUCGUCCAGGAAAGCGAUGGGCAUUUAAAUAUUUAAAUGGCUGAAUCACUUUGGUAUGGUUUAUUUGUAAACAGCAAAGAUAAGGAAAAUGGACAGAAACUUGAAAGAAUUAGCAUACGAUUUUUGGAAUUUGCAAAAAUCUGCUGGAAUAUUGAUAUUACUUCCUUCAAAGCUCUAAAUAUUUCUCAUUUUGACCAUUGAAUCAUCAAAUGAUUUGUAUGCAUUUGAACAUAUAUGCUUUUUAAGAUGAUGCUAUUAUAGAUUAUUUCUGUGUGUCGGCUAAGAUUUGCUUUUGUUAAUCUGUAAUAGUACAGUUGCUCUGCCAUUUGUUGACUACGUUUUCUUCCAGUUUGUGUGAAGUGUUGUCUGUAUUAGGUUUCCUAUUUGUAUUUAUUCACCUAUGCAACUUCUGUAAGAAUGAAAAUUUACAGUACUGUGCGGCAAAAUAUAAG